This is a messenger RNA of Acomys russatus (golden spiny mouse), 1056 nucleotides long. RefSeq names its product H-2 class I histocompatibility antigen, Q10 alpha chain-like. Bases 1 to 1056 code for a protein of 351 amino acids. NCBI's taxonomy places the organism in Eukaryota, Metazoa, Chordata, Mammalia, Rodentia, Muridae. The transcript is spliced from 7 exons. Gene Ontology annotation, molecular function: signaling receptor binding; peptide antigen binding. Gene Ontology annotation, biological process: antigen processing and presentation of endogenous peptide antigen via MHC class I via ER pathway, TAP-independent; antigen processing and presentation of endogenous peptide antigen via MHC class Ib; immune response. The record is from RefSeq and is a predicted model, not a curated record. Gene Ontology annotation, cellular component: external side of plasma membrane.
AUGGCGCCGCGCACGCUGCUCCUGCUGCUGGCGGCCGCCCUGGCUCCGACCCAGACCCGCUCGGGCUCACACUCGCUGCGGUACUUCAUCACCGCCGUAUCCGAGCCCGGCCUCGGGGAGCCCCGGUACGUGGAAGUCGGCUACGUGGACGACACGGAGUUCGUGUGCUUCGACAGCGACGCGCAGACUCCGAGAAUGGAGCCACGGGCGUCGUGGAUGGAGCGGGAGGGGCCGGAGUAUUGGGAGCGGGAGACACUGAGAGCCAAGAACACGGAGCAGAUUUUCCGAGGGAACCUGAGGACCGCGCUCCGCUACUACAACCAGAGCGAGGGCGGCUCUCAUACCAUCCAGUGGAUGUACGGCUGCCACGUGGGGUCGGACCGACGCCCCCUGGGCGGGUAUCUUCAGUACGCCUAUGAUGGCCACGAUUACAUCGCCCUGAACCAAGACCUGAAAUCCUGGACUGCGGCAGAUGCGGCGGCUCACAUCACCCAGCGCAAGUGGGAGCAGGCUGGUCAGGCAGAGAGACACAAGGCCUACCUGGAGGGCACGUGCGUGGGCUGGCUCCUCAGACACCUGGAGAACGGGAAAGAGACGCUGCUGCGCACAGACCCCCCAAAGGCACAGGUGACCCAUCACCCUGGAUCUAAAGGUGAUGUCAUCCUGAGGUGCUGGGCCCUGGGCUUCUACCCUGCUGACAUCACCCUGACCUGGCAGCUGAAUGGGGAGGAACUGAUCCAGGACAUGGAGCUUGUGGACACCAGGCCUGGAGGAGAUGGAACCUUCCAGAAGUGGGCAGCUGUGGUGGUGCCUUCUGGGAAGGAGCAGGAUUACACGUGCCACGUGGUGCAUGAGGGACUGUCUGAGCCCCUCACCCUGAGAUGGGAGCCUCCUGAGUCCAAGCUUUUCUUCUCACAUGUGCAAAAGGAAGGAACGAUGCUCCCGCUAAGUCCAACCUUCCUGGUCCAGCAGGCAGGAGGGGACAUCCCCAUCCUGUCAGCUCCCUGCUGCCCUGAGCUGCAGCUCCUCAUGUCCCCACUGAGACUAAGAAGCUGA